Messenger RNA from Lolium rigidum, 1797 nucleotides. Its product is annotated as F-box protein At5g07610-like. The record is from RefSeq and is a predicted model, not a curated record. Bases 85 to 1239 code for a protein of 384 amino acids. Gene Ontology annotation, molecular function: protein binding. The transcript is spliced from 3 exons. NCBI's taxonomy places the organism in Eukaryota, Viridiplantae, Streptophyta, Magnoliopsida, Poales, Poaceae.
CCCCGAGUCCGGCGACGGCGAGCCGCGGCGACCUGCGCCGCCAGCCGUCGAGUGGAGGCACGGAUCCGAGACAAGGACGCUCCCAUGGUUCAAUCUCGUUCGCCCCCGCGGUCGCCCACCACCGAGCUAUCGUGUGAGACGAGGAAGAAGCAGAAGCAGGAGGGCGAGCAGGAGCAGGAGCCAUUGGGGAGCCUCCCCGAGGGGCCCCUCGUCGAGAUCCUGUCGCGGGUGCCCUACAUGUCGCUCUGCCGCUUCAAGUGCGUGUCCAAGCCCUGGCUUGCCCUCUGCUCCGACCACCAAGUCCGCAAGAGGUCGCCGCAGACUCUGUCUGGCUUCUUCCACUGCGGCACAAAUGGCGUCCAGUUUUGCAAUGUUUCCGGUAGAGGCCCGCCUAUGGUCGACCCCUAUCUCCCUUUCUUGUGGAAACGCUAUACAAUUAUCAUCACCCGACACUGCUGCGGUGGCCUUGUCCUCUGCAAAUGCUGGAAAUCAUGUCAUUCCAAGAACAAUGAGUACAAUCUUGUUGUGUGCAAUCCGGCGACUGAGAAGUGGAUUGAGCUGCCCCAUUGUCCUAUAGAAUCGUCAUACUUAACCAAAGAGUAUUUGGGUUUUGACCCAGCCGACCCCUCCCGUUUCGUGGUAUAUGCACUGCACCUUCGGGAAUUCACAGAAGUGACGAUCUACUCAUCAGACAUUGGGCGAUGGACUACAGUGCAGAGUGGCUGGGUUGAAGGAACUUCUCUUGUUGUUGGUUUCGAAUGUGUCUUCCUGAAUGGCACCAUGCAUUUGAUGACCAAAGAACCUUCAGUAGUCACAGUGGACACAGAGGGGAAUGUUUGGAGGGAAAUUUAUAUGCCGGAAAACAUGACAGGGAGCUGUGAGGAUAUCUCCAUUGGACAGUCACAGGGACGCUUGUACGCUUGGUGUAUAGGUAAUCUUAAUGUUUGCCAGCUCGCUGUUUGGGCUCUUGAGGAUUAUGCUAGUGCAAACUGGACCUUGAAGCAUACUGUUAACAUUUUGGAGCUGUUUGGAAGGCAUUGUCGCAAAAAGGAUGAGUUCUAUAAGAUGUUUGCAAUUCAUCCAGAUCGUAAUUUGAUCUUCCUUACUGACCGGAAGGAAAAGACUAUCUCAUAUGAUAUGGAUAGCCGGGAGGUGCAUGUUAUCAGCACUUCAGGCGAAUUCCUUGAUGCUCAACCUUACAUUCCCUGUUUUGCAGAAUUGCCAUCCGACGGUCACUAAAAGUCUGCAGCAGUGUCUGGCUACUAAAAUAGGUGUGGACUUUCACUCUGGUGUAUUUUCUAGACUUGCAAAGUUAGAUGAGAAGAAAGAAAGAGCCAAGUUUGAUGUGGGCACGAUUUCUUAAUGCAUGAUGCCAUUUGACAGCAUCUACUGCAAGGUCCAAGCUGUAUCAUCAGAAACGUAUGCAUGGAAAUCCUGAAGAACAAGACUCGCACCGCCUAGACUCACUACUGAAACUGCUGGAAGUUCCCUGGCUAAGAUACCGCUGAAAUAACGAAUUAUUACUGAAGCUCUGCACUGGCUGUGUACACCUGAGGCGCUGGAUGUCAAAAUCCUGAGCAUGUAGCAUCUCAUUUGUCUAGUCUGGCUGCAGGCAUAUUAUCUGUUUUCUUUACCUGUUGAUAAGCCAGAGAGACCAUCUGGAUGAUUAUUUUUGUUUGUUUCUGGGCGAUAGUUUAGGAGCUGUAAGUGCUAUACUGUACUUUGGUUAUAUUCAUGCAAUGGAAAUGGCCAACUGGGCGAUGAUCCUGUUCCUCUAAAAUAAUGUUUUAAACUCAA